AUGAAGCAAACAAAGGCAAGUUUCCCAAACUACAGGCUGGCAACAAGGCUAACAUCUCCGCAGGCUAUCAUCAUCGGCGGAGGCCCCGCGGGCCUCGCAACCGCUCUACGCUUGCAGCAGCAAGCGAGCGUGAACUGCACGAUCUAUGAGCUUCGAUCAGCACCUUCCACAUUGGGGAGCGCCAUAGGCAUCAUGCCAAAUGGUCUGCGCCUCCUUGAUCGUUUGGGAGUUUACUCAGAGCUCAAGGAGCGCGGAAGCAGCCACUCCAACAUGACCAUCCAUUCUAUAAAUGGAGGAGUUCUGGGACGAAAAGACAUGGUUGCUGCAGCAAAAGAACAGACUGGUUAUGGGUACAUGAGAAUCAAACGAACUGAUCUACUGGACACCCUGUUGAAAGCGGUUGCUGAAGCUGGUAUCGCUUUGCACUACAACAAGUCGCUCAUCUCCAUCACAGAAUCGGCUGAUUCAGUCACCGCGAGCUUCUCUGACGGGACCAGCGAUACGGCAGACCUUCUACUUGGAUGCGACGGGAUUCACUCUGCUGUACGACGCCUGCAUGUCGAUGCAGAUCAGGCACCUGUAUACACAGGGAUGUCAGGCCUUGGCGCCAUGGUCCCAGCUUCUUGUGUUUCAGAGGCAACCCAAAAAGAAAUGAGAGGCAUGAAUAUCACGAUGACUCAAGAGGGUAUGUUUGGAGUCAUGACGUGCACUGCCUCUGACGAUGAGAUUCAGUGGUUUUUGUCAAAAGAAGUACCGCUGCCGGACUCUGGGGACGCCCGCAAUGGAUGGGAGCUUCAUCGACGGGAGGAAGUGGAGGGGUUUAAGACUCAACUUCACAAAACUCUCGAAGAUGCGGGUGGAGAAUGGGGGGAUAACUUACGAGAGCUUAUUGGCACUACGACAGCUGUGAAGUUCUACCCGAUCUACAAGCUACCCACUGGAGGAAGAUGGUACAAUGGAAGAACUCUCCUUCUUGGUGAUGCCGCACAUGCUAUGCCACCUCACGCUGGCCAAGGUGUAUCGAUGGCAUUCGAAGAUGCGUUUCUCCUUGUACGACUUCUAGAGAAGCAACUGUCUCUUGUGGAUGCUUUCAAGCUGUUCAAUGAGAUCCGGAGGCCAAGAGUUGAGGAGAUUGCAAACAGAUCCUCAAGCAAUGCCAAGAUGAGAAGAAAGACAGGGCCAUGGGGCUUAUGGCUAAAGGAGACGGGACUCUGGCUGUUUAUGCAAGGUGCUUGGGCGUUUGGCAUGGAUCGAUGGGGAUCAGAGACGCAGCAGAUGGUGUAUGACAUUGACGAAGUCAGCAUUUGAGCCAGCGCGUUUCAGGAUCUUGAUUAUAUGAUAGUUGUUUGGCAGUUAUAUGUGCAUUUCUUAAAUUUCAAGGUUGUACGUGGUAAACGCGGCCAAAACGCG
Fusarium odoratissimum NRRL 54006 is the source of this 1410-nucleotide messenger RNA. RefSeq lists its product as uncharacterized. Lineage: Eukaryota; Fungi; Ascomycota; Sordariomycetes; Hypocreales; Nectriaceae. The coding region runs from base 1 to 1308 and encodes 435 amino acids. The transcript has a single exon. The record is from RefSeq and is a predicted model, not a curated record. Gene Ontology annotation, molecular function: FAD binding; monooxygenase activity.